AUGAAUCUGUCUGUUCUCGUCUUGUUUUUGGUCUUUCCGCUUGUGAAUGGCCAUUUCGACAAUUCCACGUGUGGAAAACAGAAAAAAUGCAUCUUUGUACCGCCUGGUUGUGAGAAUCGAAAUGAUUGUAGACAGUUGUUCUCCUACAGUGCGAGUGAAGACGGUUGGGUUGAUAUGGAAAUGUUCAGCACGAAUGAUGUCCACUCCAACAACUAUGUUGCCGUUGGAUUUUCCGAAGAUGAUCAUAUGGGAGAUGAUCCUGUAACGGGUUGUGUGUUUCCCGAUGGAGGAGAACCAACUGUUCAUUUCUCCUACAACGUUGGCAAGAGUAAUUCUCCUCCAGAAAGCAACGACGAUAAGGCUGCAGAAGAGAAAAACCUGAAGCUUGUACAUGCUCACAAGGGAGAAGAUGGAAUGUACUGUCAUUUUAGGCAGAAGAGUACGACAGGAGAGAACAAGUUCGCACCUGACUUGAACAAGAAAUACGUGAUAUUUUUGGCGAGAGGCAAGGCCGAUAAUCCACGAUCUCUGGGGAUCCACGGCUUAGAGUUCAACUCACCUGACUAUCCAUAUAUCUCUGAGAAGAUGAUAAAUGUAGCUGAGGUGAGAAAGAGGGACGUACAAGCAGAAGGCCAUAUACGCUUUCAUGAAUCUCUAAAAAAAGUUGUCGUCCACGAUUUCUUUGCUGUUCUAGGAGACCCAAAACUUCCCACGAAUGCGAGCGAUCCUGCCCUUCAACCGAAAAAGGCUGAGGAUGCGGCGCCUGUUUCGUCAAUGAGUCGAGAGACUAAAUUCUGGCUAAUUAGAGUCCACGGUAUGUUAAUGAUCUUCGCAUGGUUGGUGCUUGUUGUCUCCGCCAUACUCUCGGCACGUUAUCUUCGCGAUCACUUUCCUUCCUCAUCGCCGUGCGGGUUGAAGUGGUGGUUCCAUAUUCACCGGACACUUAACAUUGUUGCCCUCCCGUUCAUUCUUCUUUCAACGCUUUUAAUUUUUAUUGCAAAGGAAUGGACGUGGGAGGGACCAUCGGUGAACAACUCGGCAAGUGCUAACUUCAGUCCUGGAAGUGUACAUUCGUUGCUCGGAACGAUAGCGAUUUUGGUAGCAAUUAUACAGCCUCUACUGGCACUAAUGCGAUGCCAACCUGAUACCGGCGCUCGACCAAUUUUCAACUGGACUCAUCGCUCACUAGGAGUUUUAGGAAUUGUUUUUGCAGUCGUAGCAAUCAUGAUCGCCGCGAAUUCAUUUGUAUCGUUGUGGUCUGAUGCAUCAUGGGGCUUCUUGGUGAUGAUCUUCUACGUUCUCGUAGCCGUCCUUAGCAUCGCGCUUUUUGAGGUACUUUCCUACUUGAAAUCGAAAGCACCCAGUAAAACAGCUGCAAUGGAAAUGCGAAAUCGUACAUCGCAUCGUUACGAUGACGCGGGGAAAGUUGUCAGCAGCCCACCAAGAAUUGUCAAUAAAAAGCCGUUAUAUGGAGUUGCCGCCCUCUACCUCGUUUUCUUGCUAUUUUCUCUUUGUGUUGCUGCCCUACUCAUUGUAAUGUUAUCUGUUUGA
Molecule: messenger RNA, 1551 nt
Organism: Necator americanus (New World hookworm)
Lineage: Eukaryota; Metazoa; Nematoda; Chromadorea; Rhabditida; Ancylostomatidae
Exons: 17
Coding region: 1-1551 (516 amino acids)
Cellular component (GO): membrane
Source: RefSeq, a predicted model, not a curated record